Messenger RNA from Peronospora belbahrii, 321 nucleotides. Lineage: Eukaryota; Oomycota; Peronosporomycetes; Peronosporales; Peronosporaceae. The record is from the annotation of a GenBank genome assembly.
AUGGGCGUCCAACUCAGCCAUAUCCGCAAGGAUACGCCGCGUAUACGCCUCAAUAUCCGCCUCAAUAUCCGCCUCAAUAUCCGCCAGUGGGGUAUCUUCCUGCCCCAGGGAUGUACCCACCCCCCUCCUCAGCAUGCACAAGCGUAUUAUGCAGCUCAAGGGCGGCAGCUGUUUGUACAGGCAUUACUGACUUCAGGUGGAGGAUAUAUGGUUCCUCCUCAGCCAGGAUACGUUGUAUACCCAGGUAUGGCAACGUAUGGUGGUGGUUACUACAAGUAUAAGCUCAAGAAACACAAGCAUAAAGGCUUUAAGUUUAAAUAG